Thermothielavioides terrestris NRRL 8126 is the source of this 1540-nucleotide messenger RNA. RefSeq lists its product as uncharacterized. NCBI's taxonomy places the organism in Eukaryota, Fungi, Ascomycota, Sordariomycetes, Sordariales, Chaetomiaceae. The record is from RefSeq and is a predicted model, not a curated record. The transcript is spliced from 3 exons. Bases 390 to 1439 code for a protein of 349 amino acids.
AAGCAAUAGUGCCUCUCACAUGUCACAGGAUCACGAUCACGCCUGUCCCGGUCAGUUUUUCCCCUUCUUUCCCCUUCUCUUCUGCCACAUGCUACAGAUGCGCUCACACGGCCUUUCGCACUGGGUCUUCCUCUUCUUCUUUCCUGGGAGCCUGUUUCGUCGCCUUGAGAACACGCGCCCGAGAUUUCUGAAAGGUCAAACUUUGGAGGAAGGAGACCUGGUGCUUUCUGAGUCCUUUAGCUACAGCUUGGACUACGCUCCCCUUGAGCUUCAUCCUCCACGCCUUCCCAACCCCUUUGUCUCUUCUUCUUAAACCGCUUGAACCUGAAAUCACUACUCUCUUUCAUAUUCUCUCCUUCUUGCCGCCGUCUCCGUAUCCCGGGGUCGCGAUGCAGAGCUCAACCCAAGUUGAGGAAGACGCCGAUUUGAGCGCAGCCAAGGAGAUGAUAGAAGAAUUCGUCUCGCUGCGAGCCAGUCGCUGGAAGGCGAAGCAGUUCAAGAUCCCAGCCAAGCACGCAGUCAAGAUAGCCGCCAUGUGCUGGGACCUCAGCACCUUCCUGGCGAUGGGGCCCGGAUGCCUCCUACCUAACGUCUUGGGCGGCUAUGUCUUUAUUCCAUAUGACGACAGCACAGACGGUCUCCCUCCAGAUCUUUUGGAGCGCUUUGAGAAGCUUGGCCGCUGGAUCAAAGAUCGCAAGAACCGCCCGACCAUCUUUCAGAUGGACACAUUACUCGAGAAAUACGUCGAUGAGAUGUGCUUCUGGGAGUUCCUGGACGGCGGCGAUGCUUCGAGGGUUGAUUUCCACGGGAAGAUCAAGCUCCUCGCGAGACACCGCGUCUCAAAGGGCGGCUUCGAGGUGGUGCCCAGCAAGCCACUUCACGCGCAGUUCGGAUUUGUUAUCGGAGUUGUCACUGAGUCAGGGCGCAUCAAGAAGGAGUGGCGUUGCCUCGACUGGGGCUGCACCGAGAACGAAGUCGCCCGGGCGUUGGACGCAUUCCCGAGGGACCAAUAUCCGCUUCAAAGGGUGGCGGACCGCCAGGUGCGGGUUCUGGAGAGUAUUCACGGCCCGGAGGCCAAGGAAGCGCAGGAUCUCAUUCAGAAGCUGAGGUCCCAGGAACCCAUUAAGGACGGCUCGGAAUGGUCCUACUUUCUGUGUGACGCAGACAAGGACAAGAUCUGCUGUGAAGCCCACCAAUGGAUAACGCUGAGGCAGCCAAACGACGUCAAGUUGAUGAAGCGCUUAGCCAUGGAGCGGAGCACAUGGCCGACCAUCGUCCGGCGCUGCCAUAUACGCCACUACGAGGCCGCCCUCAAGAUCGCCAAGCUGCAGUAUCUCCAGCGUCUGCACGUCCAGCUCGUUGAGACGGCGGCAUUGGAGGGCAAUGGCAAGACGGGAAGCAAUGCUCCGAUGGAGGCUAGUCAUCAAGCCGUGGGUUAGGCGCAGCACCCUGAAUCGCAGUCGCUGGACUGGCUUACUUCGACACGAGGUUGCUUUCUUCGAGGGGUGGUGUUGAAGGAAUGACAGGGCGGCUUCAUAAC